Messenger RNA from Gregarina niphandrodes, 810 nucleotides. RefSeq lists its product as hypothetical. Bases 1 to 810 code for a protein of 269 amino acids. Lineage: Eukaryota; Apicomplexa; Conoidasida; Eugregarinorida; Gregarinidae. The transcript has 3 exons. The record is from RefSeq and is a predicted model, not a curated record.
AUGGCUUUUGGAAUGUUGUUGGCUGCGAAGGAGGCGAAGUUGGAGGCGAAGAUGAAGGAGGAGUUGGAGGCGAAGCUUGAAAUGCUACGCCGCCCGGCAAUCGCCCAUUCUACGCCCGGGGCCAUCUCGGACAAUCCUCGGACUGACGCAUCCACGCAACUUGCAGCGAAAGCGUUUGACGUUGAAUAUCGUACACCACAUUUGGCCUUGGACGACGCGUUCCAGCUUUUCGCGCAGGUUGCGGCCUCGAAGGAACGAGUGGAUGAGAGUCAAAGCAGCGGGUUUGAGAGUCGACUGCUAAAAAGUGGUGAGAGUGCUGGAAGAAGAGUUGCCUGGGAUACGCUCUGGUGUUUACGCCGGACGAGGCUGGUGAUUGUUACCACCGGCGUGAUUGAGACUAGCUACUUUCGACUGAAUUUCGCGCUCUCUCUGUUCUCUGACACGUCUGCCAAAAUGCCGAAACGGAAAUCCACGCUUCGAAGACCGCUGCAAGCCAUCUCAACCCGGGAUGCGUUUGCGAAUCUCCAGUUACCGGUUACUCUGAGCGAGGCAGCUUCUCCUGGUUACUGCGUUUCCUUCGGUCGACUCAUGUGGAAGGCUUUGUUUGGAGCAGUGGGGGAUGAUGUCGACGCGGCGGAUUUGAAAAAGUUCGCUGCAGAUAAGAUUGCAGCGUAUGGAUCCUUGAACACAGAGGGCGCGUGUUUCGCAACCACAGCAAUUCUGGGAGUGCUCCGAAUUCGACCACCAGUCGCCAUCGUGGCCUUGAUGUCUCACGACAUGGCCACCCUCCUGCACGUUUUUGAUGACUGA